AUGUCACAGGAUGGCAGGGACACCGUGGAGGCGUUUCAGAAGGACCACCAGGUCAUACUCACACUUAUGGCGCACGCGGCCAUGCAGUCUGUGAACUCAAGAGCUGGCGAGUUCGUUUUUGAGACCUUGUGUUCGGCUGAACCGUCUCUGACGGAUACAUAUGCCGAAGUGACAGUGCUACAUGAGGUUCAUCAAAUUCGCCGUGCCUUGCGCAAUCUGCACGAGUGCCCGCCGCACUCACGGCCAGCCUUGUAUGAGACAGUUCGCAACUCGUUGAGGCGUCUCCACGAUGUCCUCCCUGAUCCAUUGCUGUUGGUUGUUCUCAGAUCGAUAGAGAAGUUGCAAGAUAGUCAUCAGGUCUCUCGCGCUCUGGAUCCUUAUCUGCUCGAUCUGGUUGAACACAUCCAGUUGGUGGUGCUACAGGAGACUAAAUUCCUGCAGUGCCGUGGGGCUAACAUAACGCUGCGGCUACGGGACGCUCCGCCGUUUGUUUCAAGAGCAUCAAGGUCGUACUCGUGA
Molecule: messenger RNA, 519 nt
Organism: Trypanosoma grayi
Lineage: Eukaryota; Euglenozoa; Kinetoplastea; Trypanosomatida; Trypanosomatidae
Exons: 1
Coding region: 1-519 (172 amino acids)
Source: RefSeq, a predicted model, not a curated record